AUGACAAAUAACAAAGAAGAAGAAUGUCCCUACAUUUUAUGGGAUGAUAAAGUUGUUUAUGAAGGCCGUUGGCUUAGGGCAAAACAAGUAUCUUUUAAAAGAAAAGAAAAUGGUACACCUGGAAUCUGGCAAAUUGCUGAACGAGCCACCAAACCAAAAGAUGCUGAUGUUGCUGGAAUUUGUGUUAUUGGUAUAUUAAAAAGAGAUGGAAAAAAGUUUUUGGUUCUUGUUAAACAAUAUAGGAUUCCUGUUAGAGCAUGGUGUAUUGAAUUUCCAGCUGGUCUUGUUGACAAAGAGAAAGAAUCUAUUAUUGAAGCUGGAUUAAGAGAAUUGAAAGAAGAGAUUGGAUAUGUAGCUGAUAAAGUUAUAUUAGAACCAAGAAAUAUUCAAUGUUUAAAUCCAGGAUUAACUGAUGAUUCAGUACAAUUUAUGGUUGUUGAAAUUGAUGGAGAUAAUGAAAUAAAUAAAAAUCCUAAACAAUCAUUAGAAGAACAUGAAUGUUUAAGUGUUGUUUUAGUUGAAACAGACAAAGUUUUUGACUAUUUAGAUAAACUAGAAAAAUCAGUACAAGUUGAAGCAUUUGUUUAUACAUUAGGAAUAGCUUUAAAAUUUAACUCAUGUUUUUUUUAA
Molecule: messenger RNA, 630 nt
Organism: Strongyloides ratti
Lineage: Eukaryota; Metazoa; Nematoda; Chromadorea; Rhabditida; Strongyloididae
Product: ADP-sugar pyrophosphatase
Exons: 3
Coding region: 1-630 (209 amino acids)
Biological process (GO): nucleoside phosphate metabolic process; ribose phosphate metabolic process
Cellular component (GO): nucleus
Molecular function (GO): ADP-ribose diphosphatase activity
Source: RefSeq, a predicted model, not a curated record